AUGUCAGUCAAGCGGGUUCUUGUGAUCGCAGGGUCUGACAGCUCAGGUGGCGCCGGUCUUGAGGCUGACCAGAGAGUUUUGGCAGCUCAUGGUGUUUAUGCCCUCACAGCUACAACCGGACUCACUGCACAAAACACCCUCGGCGUGCAGGACAUCUUUGUUGUCCCCGCUGAGUUUGUUCGAAAGCAAAUCAAUGCUGGCCUUGAGGAUGUAGGCACUGAUGUAGUGAAGCUGGGAAUGCUAUCGUCCGCCGAGACGAUUGAUGUCAUCGCAGAAACACUGCAAGCCCACAAGCUUCCCCCAAUUGUCCUUGAUCCGGUAAUGAUUUCCACCAGCGGGUCACAGUUGCUCCCGGAAAAGGCUGUUAAAGAACUUCGAACAAAGCUUCUCCCUCUCACGACCAUCCUGACCCCCAAUAUUCCGGAGGCUCAGCUUCUUAUCAAGGAUGCCGGCGAUGAAGCUCCGGAACCUGCAGACUUGGCUGGAAUGAUCUCACUUGCUAAACAGAUACGCUCGCUGGGUCCCAAGGCUGUACUGCUGAAGGGUGGCCACCUCCCUCUCACGAAGGACCACAAAACGGCCCAAACCCCACAAGAUGGAACUAUUGUGGUUGAUAUUCUCGUUGAUGAAGAUACCACAACUUUGUUCGAGACGGAAUUCUUGGUUUCUAAGAACACGCAUGGUACUGGCUGCUCAUUGGCAUCGGCAAUUGCGGCAAACCUGGCCCAAGGGAAGGACACGAUCCGAGCGGUUCGCAACGCUGUUCGGUUCGUUGAAGUAGGUAUUAAAACGAGUACUGAUCUUGGCAAGGGAAGUGGGCCCAUUAACCAUUUCCACUCGAUGUACACGAUGCCUUUUGCGCCCGGUCGAUUCGUUGAAUACGUUCUAGAUCGCCCGGAUGUUCAGACAGUCUGGCAGAAGUUUACCCAUCAUGAGUUUGUUGAGGGCCUGGGCCAGGGUACGCUUCCCCUGGAUCGAUUCAAGGAGUAUCUCGUGCAAGAUUAUCUAUACCUGGUUCAAUUCGCCCGAAGCAACGCACUUGCCUCUUACAAGGCAAAGACGAUGGAUUCGAUAGCAGCAUCGGCCCAAAUUGUACUACACAUUCAGCGAGAAAUGGCACUGCAUCUGGACUACUGUGCAUCUUUUGGUCUAUCUAAAGAAGAGAUAGAGGCUCACUCGGAAACAAUCGCGUGCACUGCAUACAGCCGGUAUAUACUUGACGUGGGACAAUCCGAGGAUUGGCUCGCGCUACAGAUGGCGCUGGCACCUUGUUUGAUCGGAUAUGGUACCAUUGCCAGGCGACUUCAUUCUGAAGAAGGCACUCUCCGAAAGGGGAACCAAUUUUGGAAAUGGAUUGAGAACUAUGUCGCCGAGGACUAUACGGAAGCAGUUCGUCUGGGAUCCGAACUACUGGAGAAACAUAUGCAAAAGGUAUCGCCCAGUCGUAUGGAGGAAUUAAUCGAGAUCUUUAUGCGGGCUACGGAGUUGGAGAUCCGCUUCUGGGAUAUGGGGUUAAGCGACCAGAAGGUGUGA
This is a messenger RNA of Penicillium waksmanii, 1533 nucleotides long. RefSeq lists its product as uncharacterized. Gene Ontology annotation, biological process: thiamine biosynthetic process. Gene Ontology annotation, molecular function: thiaminase activity; hydroxymethylpyrimidine kinase activity; phosphomethylpyrimidine kinase activity. The coding region runs from base 1 to 1533 and encodes 510 amino acids. NCBI's taxonomy places the organism in Eukaryota, Fungi, Ascomycota, Eurotiomycetes, Eurotiales, Aspergillaceae. The record is from RefSeq and is a predicted model, not a curated record. The transcript has 9 exons. Gene Ontology annotation, cellular component: cytosol.